This is a messenger RNA of Caenorhabditis angaria, 2653 nucleotides long. The record is from the annotation of a GenBank genome assembly. Lineage: Eukaryota; Metazoa; Nematoda; Chromadorea; Rhabditida; Rhabditidae.
AUGUGGUACUUGUUGAUAUUCCUUUUGAUUCCAAGUCUCAUUGGAGAACGGAUUUGUUAUCAUUGUAUUUCUCGACUUGAUGAUUCAAUUGGAAACAAAAACGAGAAAGAUUUGUUGAAGACAGUUUUAUUUUCCAGGUUAGUAUUGCUCUAUUUUUUCUCAGAAAAGAAUAAUUUUAAUGGAUGGAAAAGCUUAUUCGGAAUAGUAAAAAUAUUUCUAAAUACACUUGUAUAAGUUUUAUUAGAACGUACUAAUUAGUUUAAUUAUAUGCUUCCUAAAAAGGCGAGAAUUCCCGAAAAUGACUAUUGGAGAAGUAAAAUCUUGAAAUUUGGUUCCUUGUUGUGUGCAAAGUUGAAUCGAUAAUCGAAUUUAGAAUAAUUUAUUCGAUCAUGUGAAUAUCUCAUAACAUGAGAUAUAUUAUAAAAAGGCCCUCUGCAAAUCUCAUGAUAAUUCAAAAAAUGAAGAUUCUCCUCGUCGCCGUUUUGUUUGUCAUAGUUUCUGCCAGAUUUUGACAACAAAAACAAUUCAGCAUAUGAGGUUGCGCGGCGACAACUCAAUAGAAUCGUUUCCGUCUUCGAAUCAAUUAACCCAGAAAAAAUGGACGAACUUUUUUCGCAAAGAUUUGUCUACAUAGGUUGCAAAGGAAUCCGGUCCAUCAAGCUGAUUAAAAACUUCUUUAUAGAAGAAUUGAAAUAUGAUUACCAUAUUAAAACUGAUAUUCUCUCAGCCCGUUAUAAAUUUGACGGAAGAAACAUCAUUGACAUGACUGUCAAGUGGGAAGUCAAAAAAUUCUAUGGUCUUCAUAAUGUUCUUCUUAGUUGGGAGGAGGGUGGGUAUAAGAUUUCGAAAGUUAUAGUUCCUGGUUGCGAACGGGGAAAACCGACUGCAAAUUUCUCUCGUCCAUCAACUAAAUAACGUCGCUUUCAAAAUGUUUUAAUGAACUAUUCAUAUGGAUAAAAAUUCGUUAUAUUGUAGAACUAAAAAUUUCGAAAGUCUGAUUUUCAUUUCCACUUUCGGAAUUUCCGAAUUACGAUUGUUACUUCCGAUUUUUUCGUGAUACAAAUAUUAAAUUUCAAUGUCAGAGCUCCUGUUUUAAUUCAAAACAGCAAGUUAUUAUCUAAUGUCGCUUUUUGGCGUCGUCUCAAAUCCAAAACAUAUGUAGUUUAAAAAAAUAAAAACGGAUAUUCCAAUAUUUUUCCGAAUUAAUUCAGACGGAAUAUAAAUAUAACUUCUAAAAAACGUCGACUUGCAAUAGGAAAAUACACACAUUGAUUCCAAAAACAGGGCGAGGAAUAUUGUAUUUGUUCUAUUGCUUAGAAUUUUUCAAAAAAGUUAAAAAUAAAUGAAUGUUUUGAAACCGGUACGAAAACUGGCAAAACAAACAUUUGAAAAUUCAUAUACAUUUUCAGAUUCAAUGUUCCACCAUCAAGUGAUUAUUGUGCAAUUGGGGGAACUGAUUUAUUGUUCCAAACAGUAGACAAAAAAAUAUGCCGAAAUGAAACUGAUAAAUGUAUAAAUAUAGCUUCAACUGGUAAGCCAAAUUAAUAUAAUUCCUUUUCAUAUAUGUAAUAUCUUUCAGUCGAACAGAACAGAACAAUUACACGAUUAGUAAUUCGUGGAUGUCAACAAGAAUUGAUGAAAACCGGAUAUCAUUUGAAACAUUCUGCAUUUACAGAACUCAUUAAUGUUUGUGAUUCUACAUUAUGUAAUUACUCUUCAAUUAGGAAUAUUUUCAACAUUUUUACCUGCAUUUUUUUCAUAACGUUGUUGUAAAAGUAAAAUGAAGGUUAAGAAAUAAUUAAUGAAAUAUUCUGAAUGAAGAGGUUGAAAAAUGCUUAAAAUUAAUUUGUUAUAUCACAAUAUUCAAGUGAUGGGAUUACUGUUUUUUGACCAACUGGAUCAAAAAUAUUUUUAUUCGGAUAAGUCAUAAUAUCUACAUAGACACUUGUUUUAUAAGGUUUACUGUAUAUUAGAUCCUACUGAUAAGUUUAAUUAUUUGCUUUAAAAAAAGCGAGAAUUCCAGCAAAUUUCUAUCAGAAAAUAAAAAUCUUGCAAUUUUGUUCCUCGUUGUGUGCAAAGUUCUCCAAAAAAUAUCGAAAAACUGCAAAAAAGUCGAUAAUCGAAUUUGAAAUAAUUUAUUCGAUCAUGAACAUCUCAAAUAAAAAGGCCCUCUCCAAAUCUCAUUAUCAUUCUAAAAAUGAAGCUUCUUCUCGUCGCCGUUUUGUUUGUCACUGUUUCUGCCAGAUUUCACGUCGAAGUGAAAAGCGAAGCAUUCCAACUUGCGUUGAAAGAAGCAAAAAGAAUCGAAACCGUCAUUUCAUCGAAAAACUCGAAACAAGUUGCCAAACUUCUUUCUCCAAACUUCUCCUACAGAGGCUGCAGUGGAAGAGUGAGCAAACGACGAGUUUUGAGCUUCUUGAGAAAUUUGAGAGAUGGACUUCAUUAUAAUACUGAUGUUAUCUCAGCCAGACUUGAAAACGGAAGAAGAAACUUGCACAUGACUGUCUCGUGGCAAGUCGGAAAAUUCUCCGCUGUUUACGACUUUGUUCUUGAGAAAAGAAACGGUGUUUCGGUUAUUUUGAGAGGAAAAGCUGCUGAUUGCAAAAUUCGAGGAUACAACAGAUCGGUUGCACAUCUUUUGUCCAUCAACUAA